Tricharina praecox is the source of this 2247-nucleotide messenger RNA. RefSeq lists its product as uncharacterized. The record is from RefSeq and is a predicted model, not a curated record. Lineage: Eukaryota; Fungi; Ascomycota; Pezizomycetes; Pezizales; Pyronemataceae. Gene Ontology annotation, molecular function: RNA binding. Bases 1 to 2247 code for a protein of 748 amino acids. The transcript is spliced from 9 exons.
AUGUCGUCAGUGGUGACAGAGUUAGAAGCCGCUCUGCAGGCCAUGCAGAAUACCAAACCGCCGGGAGUAUCUGGAACCAAAAUCACCUUCAUCACUGAACUGAGUGUCAACAAUGUUCAGUCUGAGUCGGUCAUUAUCCAGAAACUGUACACGCAUUUCAAGAAGUGUCCCGGAACACAUAAACUAGGUCCUCUCUACGUUGUAGACUCUAUUGCGCGCAAGUACUUAGACCAGGCCAAGAAGAACCAUCAAGAAGUCUCCUCUGCGGCGCCGGAUGGUACCUUUGCGGCGGGUGUGUUUAGAAUCACCAACCUGCUGCCCCCAUUGAUGAAUGACAUUCUUCAGCACGCUCCACCGGAAGAAAACAAGGACAAAAUAGAGAAGCUGUAUGCUAUAUGGGAGCGGAGUUCCACAUUUCCUCCAGAGGUUCUUGCAGAUGUCAAGCGGAAGAUGAACGCAAGUCCAAUGUUUCAGCCGAAACCCGCCUCGGCUCCGGUAGCCCAGUACAAUAUGGGCAGUUCUCAGACCAAUGGCCAUGCCCCCAUGCUGAGCCCGCCGCUUCACUCGGCCACCCCCGGGCCUAUGCCAUACACGUCGACGUCGCCCAACGCGAAUGGCCAUCCGGCUUUCCAGAACCAGAUGGCUGGUGCCUAUCAGCAGAUGUAUGGCCAGAACCAAUCCCCACAGCAGGCUGGAUAUCCGAAUCAACCUCAGCAGCAGGCCGCGUAUCCUCAGAACCAGCCCCAGCAGCAGACUGGAUAUCCGCAAACCCAGCCCCAGCAGACCGGAUACCCUCAGGCUCAGGCUCAGCAGCAGCAGGCCGCGUAUCCUUUCAAUGCUCCCCAGCAGCCGCAGCAGCCCCAGAUGGGCAUGGAGCAGCAGCUCGCGAUCUUGCAGUUGCUCCUCCAACAGCCAGGACUACAGCAGAAUGUAACCCAACUGGCUCCCGCUUUGCAGGCUCUCCUUGGCGGAGCGGUUGGUGCACAAGGCUUCCCAAUGCCGAACGCAGGCGACCCAAUGCAGCAACAGCAGCAACAGCAGCAGCAGCAGUUUUGGGGACAGUCCAUGGGUAUGCAGCAGCAGCCAGCCCUCUCCCAAGCCGAAGCACCGCGGGCGCCGGACGCUUUCAACAACAAUAAUAACGAGCAACGCGGCCGAGAGCGGGGUUAUUCUCCUCCUCCCCGGUCUCCUCCUCGAUAUGGAGCUGCCAGACGUGGUCGAAACAAUAUCGACCCCGGACGAGGCAUGGGUGGAAUGGGCGAGCGCGGAGCCCGUGGCGGACGAAACCGUGGAAGGAAGGGCAGUUCUCCUCGUCGCAAGGACAGGAGUCCCCAGGGCAGAGCUGGCGGCUCGCAGGCUGGAGGAUCGCAGGCGUCUCCCCCGCCAAGGGAGCUUCCGAAAGUCUCAAGGAAUGUUCAGUUUGCCGACGACAUUCCCCCGCACUGUGUUAGAGUUCUGAGUCGGACCCUGUUCGUUGGAGGCGUUACGAUUGGCGACGACGAACUCCGACAGCUGUUUGAGAACUAUGGACUGGUGCAGUCGUGCAUAGUGAACCAAGACAAGCGCCACGCGUUCAUCAAAAUGCUUACGCGGGAGGACGCCGUGAAGGCCAAGGCCGGCAUGGAAACUUAUAGGACCGAGCAUAUGACGCUUAGGACACGCUGGGGUGUUGGAUUCGGACCGAGGGACUGUAGUGACUACCAGACGGGUGUCAGCGUCAUCCCGAUUGAACGACUCACCGAAGCAGACCAGAGAUGGAUGGUUUCAGCCGAGUACGGCGGCACCGGAGGCCAGCCGCUGCAGGGCGGCAUGUGUGUGGAGGAACCGGACAUUGAAAUAGGCCAAGGUGUCUCGUCCAAAGCCAUUAGCAAGAGAUUCCCUACGGACUCGGGUGGAAACAAGGGGCCCCGAUCCACCCACGAUCCCCAUGCAGGCGGAGGAGGAGGGGGUGGAGGUGGAGGUGGAGGUGGGGGUAGUGGUGGUGGCAGUGGCGGAGGAGGUGGUGGUCCCACGCACAGAGGCAACAAGCGGAAGGACGACCACCACAAGGGAGGCCAGGAUCCCGGUCAACGUGGAACGCAGGGAGCACCAGGCGGCCGCGACAACGUUGGUGUGGCGCCUCCUACCCCGGGAUUCGGUGCGGGGUUCCCGUUCUCCAUUCCUAUGUUCCAGCAGCAGCAGCAGCAGCAGCCGUACCCUGGCUUCCAGCAGCAGCAGGGUGGGGCGCAGCCGCCAUCUAGCCGAUAG